UAUGGCCGUUAAAGCGAAGUGGCCGCUCUCAGAUUUCUCUUGAUUUCUCUCUGAUGUCCAUUAAAGCGCAUUAAAGCGAGGUGUCCACUCUCGAGCUUAUUUCUGUUAUAAUUAACUCUUCAGAAAAAAAAAACAAGAAGUAAGCAAUGGGAGACAUAAAAUCUUUCUUCCACCAGUGGUGCGCAAAGAAUGGUAAAGAACCGCAAUUUGAUGUUAGACCAACAGGACCGAAACAUAGACAACGUUUCCUUUGCGAAUUGCGAGUACCCGGGUUUGACUAUGUCGGUGCGGGAAACUCUACCAACAAAAAGGAUGCGCAGGGAAACGCUGCCAAAGAUUACGUUAAUUACUUAGUUCGUACGAAUCGUGUGAAUUCGAAUGAUGUGCCGAGAGAAAACAUUACGUUGCCAGGCACGAUGGCACAGGACAGCUUCAAGCCGGAAAUCUCAACACCAGUAAAAUCGGUGUUUCAAGGAGGCAUGGGUCCGAAUGACAUUGGCCAGGCAUACAGGCCUUACAAUGAGCAUGGCCAGAAUAAUUACACGUACAUGGAUAGAUUGGCCGAUCAAAAGAGAGUGGAAGAUGCCGAGGACGUUGACGUAAAUUCUGGAAUACAUGGAAACUGGACGAUAGAAAACGCCAAAUCCAAGCUUCAUCAAUUCAUGCAAACUAACAAAAUUAAUGCCGAUUACAAGUAUACCCCGGUCGGUCCGGAUCAUACGAGGAGUUUUAUGGCAGAAAUGUCAAUUUAUGUAAAACAGCUUGGACGAAGUAUAACUGGUCGUGAAACUGGAUCAAAUAAACAAACAGCUUCUAAAAGCUGCGCUUUGUCUAUUGUUCGUCAACUGUAUCAUUUAGGUGUUAUUGAACCAUUUAGUGGUACAUUAAAAAAGAAUAAAGAUGCCGAACAAAUGAAACCUUACCCUGUUAAAAUUUCACCAGAACUGGAAAAUCAGAUCCAGGAUGUUCUAAUGAGUUUGGAUAUAAAAUCAGUCGAUAUUAACAAGUCACCUAUAGUGAAAGAAGAAAAUAGUGCAUCAACUACCGGGGUGUCUUUAAUAACGAAUCAAGUUCUGGAUGACUUUAUAUCGUCUGUACCGCAACCAGCCGGUGUCGUAAGCUGGUCGCCACCUCAGCCAAAUUGGAAUCCAUGGACCGGAUGCAAUAUUGAUGAAGGGCCGUUAGCUUCAACUUCUCUAGAUCAACUGUCGGAAGAUCUGAUGAAUGAGCAGCGCGACAAGUUACAACAAGAUUCCAGUUUGCAAGCGAGCAUUAAGGAAAGGUCCAAUCUGCCUGUGUUCGCCAAGAGAAACGAAAUCAUGAAUGCCAUUAAUGAAAAUCCGAUCAUCAUCAUACGUGGUAAUACGGGAUGCGGUAAGACCACGCAAGUUUGUCAAUUCAUCUUGGAUGAUUACAUCGCGUCUGGCCAGGGUGCUUAUUGCAGCAUAGUUGUCACUCAACCGAGAAGAAUAUCAGCCGUAUCUGUGGCCGAUCGGGUUGCCGUCGAGAGAUGUGAGAGUCUGGGACAAUCGAUCGGAUAUUCCGUGAGAUUCGAAUCGUUUUUGCCGAGACCUUACGCAAGUGUGAUGUUUUGCACCGUUGGCGUGCUCUUGAGGAAAUUAGAAGGUGGUCUCAGAGGCGUGUCGCAUGUUAUCGUCGAUGAGAUUCAUGAACGAGAUGUCAAUUCGGAUUUUAUUAUGGUCGUGCUUAGGGAUAUGAUCCAUCUCUAUCCCGAUCUGCGGAUCAUUCUCAUGUCAGCUACGAUCGACACGACGCUGUUCAGCGAAUAUUUCAACAACUGUCCCGUAGUAGAAGUUCCUGGCAGAGCAUAUCCCGUGCAGCAGUACUUCUUAGAAGAUUGUAUAGAACUGACAAAGUUCGUUCCGCCGACAGCUUCCGGGAAACGUAAAUCUAGAGACUCGGACGAUUUACCGACGGCGGAUGGAGAGCCGGAAGAAAAUCUGAAUAAGGUUAUCGAUAAUGAUUAUAGUAUCGAAACGAAGAACGCUAUGGCGCAGUUGACAGAAAAGGAAAUAAGUUUCGAAUUAAUAGAAGCACUACUUAUAUAUAUUAAAAGGCAAAAUAUCCCAGGUGCUGUGCUGAUUUUUUUACCUGGUUGGAACUUAAUAUUUGCAUUGAUGAAACACUUACAGCAACAUUCCGUCUUUGGUGGAUCAUCCUAUCUCAUUAUCCCGCUACAUUCUCAAUUACCAAGAGAGGAUCAGCGCAAAGUCUUUGAUCCCGUACCAUCUUCCGUAACGAAGAUCAUCUUGUCCACGAACAUCGCCGAAACUUCGAUUACAAUCAAUGAUGUCGUCUAUGUCAUAGACUCUUGCAAGGCCAAAAUGAAAUUGUUUACGUCUCACAAUAAUAUGACAAAUUAUGCGACUGUUUGGGCCAGUAAAACGAAUCUGGAACAACGCAAGGGUAGAGCAGGUCGCGUUAGACCCGGCUUCUGUUUCCACUUAUGUUCGAAAGCCCGAUUCAAUAAAAUGGACGAGCAUAUGACACCGGAAAUGUUCAGGACGCCUCUGCACGAGCUGGCAUUAAGCAUCAAAUUGCUGAGAUUAGGCAAUAUUGGACAAUUCUUAUCAAAAGCAAUUGAGCCACCUCCCAUUGAUGCUGUGAUCGAAGCGGAAGUCGUAUUAAGAGAAAUGAAAUGUUUGGAUAAGAACGACGAAUUAACGCCUCUCGGUAAGAUAUUGGCGCGUUUACCGAUAGAACCGCGCUUAGGAAAGAUGAUGAUCCUGGGCUGCAUGUUUCGCGUGGGUGACGCAUUGUCAACAAUGGCUGCGAAUAGUACCACCUUUCCAGAGGUGUACAACAUGGGUCCGGAUGUAAGAAGAUUGACCACUCAGCAAAAGUGGUUUGCCGGCGCGAGAUACAGCGACCACGUAGCGAUGUUUCACGCUUUUCAAGCCUGGGAAGAGGCGAGAACUGGCGGUGAAUGGGCAGAACAAGCUUUCUGCGAGUCAAAGAACCUGAGUAUGCCAACUUUACGAAUAACAUGGGAAGCUAAGAAUCAACUACAAGCAUUGCUGCAAAGCGCUGGCUUUCCCGAAGAGACUCUAUGCCCGACUCCGUUGAAUUAUCAAGCUGUCUCAGACCCACGCCUCGACACUAUUACCGCGCUAUUAUGCAUGGGCCUUUAUCCGAAUGUAUGCUUUCAUAAGGAAAAGCGGAAGGUUCUUACUACGGAAUCAAAAGCUGCGUUAAUUCACAAGACAUCGGUGAACUGCAGUAACUUUGAGCAAAAUUUUCCGUUCCCGUUCUUCGUGUUCGGCGAGAAAAUUCGUACGAGAGCCGUGUCUUGCAAGCAAAUGACCAUGGUAUCGCCCAUCCAUUUGUUGCUGUUCGGAUCCCGAAAAGUGGAAUAUGUUGACGGCGUGAUUAGACUAGACAAUUGGAUCAAUUUGGACAUGAAUCCAGAACACGCAGCGGCCAUAGUCGCUCUACGACCCGCACUGGAGAGUCUCGUGGUUAGAGCAUCUAAAGAUCCGGAAACAAUUUUGGAGUUGAGCCCUACCGAGGAAAAGGUGCUGAGCGUGAUUAAAUCAUUAUGUAGCAUGAACGCUUGCCGUCACGAAUUGCAACAGAUAACCGGAGGCAACUUUCAAUCACGUCGUCCACCAAGAGAUCACAUGCCUGGCUUUCACUUCAAUAAUAGUUCUCCUGCAAAACUGAUGCGCGGAAAUGGUGGUUAUCGUGGAUCACCAUUCACAAACACCACUAGUUAUGGGAGAAGUAGUGGUGAUAAUUUCGGGAGUAACAGUGGCGGUUUCGGCGGAGGAUUCAGGGGAGGCUACAACAAUAGGGAUCCACGUCGCAGAGGAAACUGGAGCGGUGGCGGUGGAGGAGGAUUUCGUGGCCGUUAUUAAUUAAUAUUUUACGUCUUUGAUAUUAUUACGAUAUUAGUAUCGAUAAUCAUCACUAUUAUAAUAUAAGACUAUAUUUAUAGAUUAUACAAGAUAUAUUAGAAAUCGUUAUACAAAUGAAAUGAUUUUUCAAUUCGUGAUUUCUUUUUGUCUCCGAAAAAAAAUAUUUUAAAAAUUAUACGGGGAAAAAUUUUAUUCUACAUUUUUAAUUUUACAUUUGUAUGACAAAUCAUCUAUUUUAUUGAUUUCUCGUAUAUCCUGUUCAUAUCAAGCUGAUAUGUAGUAAAGCUAGCAUUAAGCUUAAACUUAUCAGCUUAAGUUUAUAUCAGAUGUAAUCUCAAUAUUACACAAAUGAUGUUUGUAUGUGAUUCAGACUUUUAUAAUAUGUAGAAGUCUGUGAUGUAAUGUAAAGCCUUUUUUUUAAUCAACUUUUUGAUGUAUCGUAUCGUGUACAUUGUGAUUAUAAAUAAAUGUAUGAUAUGUUGUCUCGCGCAUACA
Molecule: messenger RNA, 4373 nt
Organism: Camponotus floridanus (Florida carpenter ant)
Lineage: Eukaryota; Metazoa; Arthropoda; Insecta; Hymenoptera; Formicidae
Gene: mle
Product: dosage compensation regulator
Exons: 9
Coding region: 147-3878 (1243 amino acids)
Biological process (GO): regulation of mRNA processing; positive regulation of transcription by RNA polymerase II
Cellular component (GO): ribonucleoprotein complex; intracellular anatomical structure; nucleolus
Molecular function (GO): ATP binding; double-stranded RNA binding; 3'-5' DNA helicase activity
Source: RefSeq, a predicted model, not a curated record